GGGGACGUCAGACAUGCGCAGAUCCCAACAUUAGCUAGCUGGCUCAGUAUGAAAGGAGGCGGACACCUCGGGCAUGACGUCACAAAGGGUGGAGUGGGUUGAGGUGUGGGAUCUGCCGCGUUCCCUUGCUAUUACAUUCUAAUCCCCUUCCCCGCUACAAAGGUGCUCCACCCGUCCCCGCCACCGCCCUUAAUUUUUUUUUUUUUUUUUUUUUUUGAGAGCGAGGGCGCGCGUGCGCUGGAAUCUCCUAAUGAGAAGCUUUCCAGAUGGAAUCUCUAACCGACGCUGGCUGUGAUGGCUGUGGAGGAUUCUUCGUCUUCGGGCUCCGAGCAAGCCUGGCUGCAGGUUGUCCAUACCUUUAUCCAGAAAAACCUGUGUUCAACUAUCAAAGACCCUUGUAUCCAUUUAGUAGAAGCUGUAGUUGACUGUGUGAAGGCUAUCUGGGCAUCCUCAGGAGGAACUGGCAGUCUCCACCUGCCUCUCAGCUACAGUUUUGUCUCUGUGCAGGAGCUUAGAUCCCAUCAACAUCUCCCAUGCUGUAGCCAUCUGGCUUGGAGCAGUUCUGAAUACCAGACUUGGGCUAACAAAGCUGGAUUGGAUAGAGUUCCUUUGUCCAGGGAAAGGCUGAUACUGCUAGGGACACUGACCGACCUGCCUGGGGAUUUGGAUCCAGAGUUAAGGGAUGGAAGCCUUUAUGUGAAGGACAACAGUGGGACAUUAGGCUGUGAGCUCUUGGACCUUGACCUCUCAUGGCUGGGCCACCUCUUCCUUUUCCCUAGUUGGAGUUAUAUUCCUUCUGCUUGGCAACGGAGCUCCUCAGGAAGUGGGCAUUUAGAACUGUUGUGUCCCCCAGUACCUGUGUUGCCUCUAGGCUUCAACCAUGGCCCUGAAACCCCCAUAAGAGUUCUCUACCCAGAGAUUGCAUUCUACCUGCUCCAGCACAGAAGCAAAUUUCGAAGGCAGAAGUUACACCUUGCAGGGCAGCUGGUACGAUUAAGUACACUGGUAAAGACCCAUGGAAAGACCUACUUCAUCUUGUCACUGGGAGUCCCCUCUUCAGCCAUUACUCCAGUGCCCAUCAUUGUGCAGAUCCCCAGCCAGUUGGUGUGGCACCAUGCACUGCGGCCUGGCUGUUCAUAUGUACUAACAAAUCUGCAGAUAUCUGUGAUCCGUGGUUUCCCUAAUCGUAUCUGGGCAACUGGCCCCUCUUCCCAUUUGAUGCCCCUUGAGCCUGAGCAUGUACAGGAGUUCAAUGUGGAAGAACUUAUUGUGGAUACUGUUCCUAAUCCUCUCCCUGUACCUAGCAGCUCCCAAGAACAUCAUAACUCCAUCAGGGAAGUCAGGAUGCUGUCAUACAGGGGGACAGUUACCAAAGUGUUGAAUGGCCCUGCUAGCCUCUAUGAACUAGAUGGACAACUAUGUCUCUGUCUUGCCUAUCAGCAGCUCCCCAAUAAUGGUCGAGCAAUCAGGCCAGGAGCACAGCUAGAGCUCCAAGAUGUUCACUUCUUCCAGUCAGUGGGUGGCGCUCCCAUGCUGGCCCCUUGCCUCCGAGGAGCUGUCUUGCUUCGGGGCUUUUCUCAGCAAGAAUCCCUAAAGCAGUCUCCUCACUCAUUCUGUGGGGUUGUCUUGCAUCUGCGGCUGUUAUUAGAGCGUCACAUGGGACUUCCUCUCUACCUGUGGACAGCCAAAGCUCUGGAGGAGAUAACUAGCAAGCUAUGUCCUCAUUUGCUGAAGCAUCACCAAUUACUAAAAAGUUCAGCUUCUGGUACAGCUGGACUCGGGGAGUUGCUCCUGGCUCCCACAUUGGAUGUUCUAGCUCCACCUGGGAGAUCCAUCCGGAAUGUAUAUCAAGAAAUCGUAGAAGAUCCACAUCACUGUCCCCUCCAGGAGUACUCUCUGCUACAGCCUCCAUGCUCCUUCCCAGCUUUGGCUGCUCUCAAGGAGGAUGGGCAAUGUAGGGCCUGGGCAACGUUUGACCCCAUGACUCUGUUACCUUUGGCUGAAGUCAACCACCUACCCAGUUAUGUGCUGAAUGCCCGUCUGGCCUGGUCCUGGGUUUCCUUGUCACCCUCCUUUUUCAAACCACCUCCGGUACUCCUGGGGGUCCUGGUGGCUUCAUCUCAUCGGGGAUGGCUGCAGCUUCGAGACCAAAGUGGUUCCCUACCCUGUCUGCCUUUGCCUGAGCAAUCUCAGGCAUUUAUUGAUCCCCGGCUCAUAGGCUCCCUGGUACGACUGGAAAGGUUCCGACUGGUGGUAGAGAGAGAAGUGAAGAGCACCUUUCCUUCCUGGAAGGAACUGGGGAUGCCAGGAUUCAUCCAGGAGCGUCGUACCAACAUCUAUGUCCUCUUCUCCCUUGCCGAUGCUCUGAUCCUGCCCAUCCACAGUCCGUCCAGUCAUCAUCCUUCCCCCAGGGACCCUCCUCAAGCAAAAUUUCCCCGACUAGAGGGGCCCCCUAAAGGACAGAGCCGGCUACUGCUGCUGUCUCAUAAGGAAUGUCUGAUGAAGCGGAACUAUCAGUCCUCUCUGGGAGCUGAUCCUUUGCCUCCCAAGCCCACUCUUAGCUUCCAUGCAUCAGGCACCUGGCUAAAAGGGGUCCAGAGAAAGGAAGGAAAUGACUGGGGUCUGCCAGAGCCCCUUGGAGAUGAGAGCCAAGAUCAGAAGGUUUUUCUACUCUUCUUUGGCCAAUCUGUCCGAUGGUUUGAGUUCUUGCACCCAGGGCAGCAGUAUAGGCUCAUCAUCCCUGACUCUCCUUUCCCAAGUCUGUUAAAGGAGGGGGAUUCAUCCCCUCUUUCCCAGAGGAUCCUGGAAUCAACUGGCUUUACCUCUUGCCUCAUUGUCCAGGAUGACUGGAUCCUGGAGCCUGGGAACUCCCAGGGCAUUCCAGGUAUGCUGGGGAUAAGCCAGGGACUCUCUGAAUCCUCUCUGACAGAGAUUCUCAAUGGCAGCUCCUCAGGCUCAUUCGUCUCCUUCUCUGCUGAAAUUUUGUCCAGAACACGAUGUAUGCCACUUUCAGCUUGUUGACCCCAAUUCCUCUCUUCUCUAGGAAAUUCCCAGACCUCUAGAUACGGGGUGAAGCUGACUGUGGCCUUGGAUGCUGCUGGUUUAGCCUCUCCCAUUCCCAUAGAUGUCUAUAUAGAGGCUCCACACUCACCCUUGCCACUAGGGCUGCUUCCAGGGGCUCGAGUCUACUUCCAGCACUUAGAAAAAAAAGUCUCCAGGUUCCAAAAUGUUUAUUGUCGUUUCUUGCCAUCCAGCUACCUUCGAAUCCUUAGCUUCCCAACUGAGGUUCCAAUCAGCUCCAGCUUGCCCCACAUCUACCUGGCAGAACUACAGGGGGAUUCCCUAGGGCCUUCCCCAGCCAGCGCUUCCUGUCAUGUGGUAUCUGUCCUCAGUGUCCAGCUAUUCUGGAUCUGUGCACAUUGUACCAGUAUCUGUGCUCAGGGACAGUGUAGUCGACAGGGUCCCCCAUGUCCCACCCAGGCUUCGGUGAGCCAGGCUAACAUCAGGCUUCUGGUAGAAGAUGGGACUGCAGAAGCUGUAGUGACCUGCACCAACCAGCAGGUGGCAAUAGCCCUAGGCCUUUGUCCUACUGAGUGGGACUCAAUAAUGGAGCUGGUCAGGAUACCUGGGAGAGUUGCCCUGCACACUACCAGAGCUGGGGCCCAGUCUGAGGUUACCAGCAAAACAGAUGAUCCCCUGAUGUUCUUCCUCCGGACACUCUGUUCCAGCCCCUCUGUCCUCCGACCUGUUCUUCUUACUUUUGAACUUAAGAGGAAACCCACCAGAGUCAUGCCAUUAGAACCCCCUCGGCUACAUCGGUUCCAGUUCGGUGAGAUUCCUGUCUUGACUCGUGUGGUUCCCAGACUCAAUCUCUCCUGCCUUUCUCUCAGGGACCCUGAACCCCCUGACAUCUUAAGUUCCUGAGAUACCUGGGACCCUUCUUAACAGCAGUACAUCAAGGUUCUGAAUGCAUUCAGUGAUAGGACUCCAAUAAUACAGAUAGCAACCCCAUUGUAGCUGGUUUUCUAAUCAAUCAACAAAUAUUUAUUAUUCUCCUAAAGAGCUGAAGCUCCCAGGGAAGCUACAUCCAGCUCUACUGAAUGCUAUUUUCUCCUACCAGGGUUGAGUGGACUCCUCUCUUCCUUUACUAAAAUGAAUAUAGGCAUUUGGAUUCCUGACUCUCCUCAGUCUACCUCAUUUAUUUCACCCACCACCCUGAAGCCUAAGGACCCUAGAGCCAGUUUCUAGUUUGCCUGGAUUUGUUGAAGGAGAGAAAUCCUACUUCUGCCUUAAUUUAUCAUUCUUGCCUCAUUCUGGUGCCUUAUUCCUCUGCUCUGUGCCUGAGGUGUGGAGAGUAGCACUGACCUGUUUUUGCAGUGACUAUGCAAGCACCAUAACACUUUGUCCUCAAUAAAGCUUAAUAAAGCUCCCUCAUUUGA
This is a messenger RNA of Gracilinanus agilis (Agile Gracile Mouse Opossum), 4439 nucleotides long. It is a transcript of the gene CTC1, whose product is annotated as CST telomere replication complex component 1. Gene Ontology annotation, biological process: telomere maintenance via telomere lengthening; positive regulation of DNA replication. Gene Ontology annotation, molecular function: single-stranded DNA binding; telomeric repeat DNA binding. Gene Ontology annotation, cellular component: CST complex. NCBI's taxonomy places the organism in Eukaryota, Metazoa, Chordata, Mammalia, Didelphimorphia, Didelphidae. The transcript is spliced from 23 exons. The record is from RefSeq and is a predicted model, not a curated record.